Yarrowia lipolytica CLIB122 is the source of this 1404-nucleotide messenger RNA. RefSeq lists its product as uncharacterized. NCBI's taxonomy places the organism in Eukaryota, Fungi, Ascomycota, Dipodascomycetes, Dipodascales. Gene Ontology annotation, molecular function: mannan endo-1,6-alpha-mannosidase activity. The record is from RefSeq and is a predicted model, not a curated record. Gene Ontology annotation, biological process: carbohydrate catabolic process; fungal-type cell wall biogenesis; budding cell bud growth.
AUGCGGUUUGGUCUGAUACCCGCAAUUUUGAGCGCUCUGGCGUUCCUGCUGGGCACCGCCCGAGCAGAUCUCUCCUUUAUGGAUCUCAGUAAACCAGACACGGUCCAUGAAGCACUCGCUUUGGUGGCUGGAGGCCUCAUGGACUACUACGAUGGAACUCGACCCGGAGGAACCGUGGGCAUGUUUGUCGCUCCUUACUACUGGUGGCACGCCGGCGCAGCAUGGAACGCCUUCAUCGACUACUGGCACAUUACUGGAAACGACACCUACAACAACCUCACCUGGGCAGCCAUGAAGCACCAGCGAGGCGAGAAAUACGACCUCAUGGUCUCCAACUUUUCUUCCUCCGAAGGUAACGAUGACCAGGGAGUGUGGGCCAUGACCAUGAUGACAGCUGCCGAGAAGAACUUCCCCGAGCCUGGAGAUGAGUACGGAUGGCUGUACGUAGCCCAGGGUGCCUUCAACACCAUGGCUGCCCGAUGGGACACCCAGAGCUGCUACGGAGGUCUGCACUGGCAGAUUUUCCAGUGGAACUCUGGUUAUGACUACAAGAACGCCAUUGCCAACGGAGCACUGUUCAACCUCGGAGCCCGUCUCUACCGAUACACCGGAAAUGUGACCUAUCUCGAGUGGGCCGAGCGAAUCUGGGACUGGUCCACGCAGAUUGAGAUUGUCGACAACGGCCGAGUUUACGACGGUAUCCACUUGCCAAACUGUUCCGACCGAUCUCCCUACCUGUGGACCUACAACGCCGGUAUUUACCUGUCUGGAGCAGCUGCUCUCUACAACGCCACGGUGCUGCGAAAUCACACGGACCCCAACCACGGUAAGUGGCUGGACCGAGCCAACGAGCUGUGGAACUCCACCAAGGGGCCCAACCUCUUCUUUGGCGGACCGCAGAAGAACAUUAUGGUCGAGAUUGCCUGCCAGCAGAAGACCAUCACCUGCAACUCCGAUCAGCGAACCUUCAAGGGUAUCUUCUCCUCGCUGCUCGGACAGACCGCCCAGAUGGUGCCCACUCUUGCAUCCGACAUCAUGUGGUACCUGGAGGCCUCUGCCUACGCCGCCGCCCGAACCUGCAGUGGAGGCCGAGACGGACACACAUGCUCGCUCAACUGGCUCACCGGCCAGUACUCCAACGACUACAUUGGACUAGGAGAACAGCUGAGUGCCAUGGAGGUGAUUCAGAACACCCAGGUGCUCAAGUCCAGCGGACCUCUCACAGAUAUCACUGGUGGUACCUCAAAGGGUAACGGUAGUGCCGGAGCUUUGGGAUUCCAUCCCUUUGGAGAGGAUGAGGCUCAUCCUCUCAAUAUUGGAGGAGGAGACCGAGCUGGUGCCGCCAUCAUCACCGUCAUUGUCGGUGUCAUGAUGAUUGCCGCCGGCUGGUGGUUGCUUGUGUAA